Parathielavia appendiculata is the source of this 816-nucleotide messenger RNA. RefSeq lists its product as uncharacterized. Lineage: Eukaryota; Fungi; Ascomycota; Sordariomycetes; Sordariales; Chaetomiaceae. The transcript has a single exon. The annotation marks the transcript as partial. The record is from RefSeq and is a predicted model, not a curated record.
CUCAAAAUCAUCAACGCAGUUCUCCCCCGCAUGGGAACCAAGUCCAUGGCCUUGGCCUACCAAACCUUAGGUUUAGUGCACCACGCCCUCCUCGAGGAGACCUUUGACACGCCCUGGUCCCUCCUCGAAGAAGCGACAGAAGCAACCUGGCCUGGUGUCUACGGUGCACCCUCCCCCCCUCGUCCACCAUACACUCGGCAGGACUGGGAUUGCCUCUGGGGCAACGACUACGAUGUCGGUACCGAUCUGGCUGGUCCGUUUAUGCUGGAACUCAUCAAGGCCUACCCCGAGGCAAAAGUGGUUGUGAUACAGCGAGAUUUUGCACCGUGGUGGGAGAGCUUCAAAUAUCAGCUGUUUGAUGGCGUGACGGCGCAGCCGCGUGCGGCGAUCACGAAGUUUGUGUACUGGAACGUUUUCGGUGUCACGUCGGUGCAUGCAAUGAGCAAACUGUUCUUUGGGAUGCUGGGUGGACGGACAAAAGAGGAAUGCGAGAAGAAGGCAUAUGAGCGGUAUUAUGAAGAAGUUCGAAGGGCUGUGCCAGAGAGCAGGAGGCUCGAGUAUCAACUCAACCAUGGGUGGGGGCCUCUCUGUAAAUUUCUGGGGGUUGAAGUGCCAAACACGGAAUUUCCGCGAGUUAACUCGACAGAGGAGUUUCGACAGGACAUCAAGGCGAGGUUUUUGAGAAUUUGGAAUUGCAGCAAAAGCUGCAUUGCCGGUGAUUGUUGGGUUGGUCAUCGUUUUGCUGGCUUGGCUUGGUGUAAGGUACCUCUGACGGACUGCGUCUUGUGGUUCAUCGAUUCAGAACUGAAUGUAUAG